UCGUGAAAUUACUGGAUCUUCAUUUCGUUGCUGAUUCUGUUUGCUACUUUGAAUAAUGAAUUGGUUUUUCAAUUUGAUGAAAUUCUGAUCUCGUAACUUGUAAUUAGGUUUUCUCUUUGGGUAUUUUACAUUUGAGAGCUUCAGAUCGAUGUGCCUUGACUAUGGCAGGGUCUGGGAGUUCCAUGACGUAUUCCUUUCUUCUAUUCAUUGUCAUCCUCUCGCUUCAAGAAAUGUACCGUGGCAAACUUGCAUCCUCGGAAUUAUACACAAUACUUGGAGGGUUCAUCAGCUCUCUCCUAUUUCUUGUGCUCCUAACUUUCAUUGGAAAUUUUCAGGAGACAACCGGUGCAAAAUCUGGCUGGGGUGCUGUCAUAAUAGCAGAAGUCGUUGCUUUGAUUGCUGCAAGCACUGUCCACCGAGUAUGCAUCACUACAUGUUUCCUGUUCUCAGCUGUAUUGCUCUAUGAGGUCAACAAGCUCUCUGGAUCAGCAGUCUCCACAAGCGACUCCAGAACUAAAAAGCAAAGUGGGAGAGCUUAAUCAUUUUGUAUGCUUACUGUCAAAGCAUUGAUAGAGAAUUUUUCCUAGUCGCAAUAGUUUUACAGGCCUAGUAUUGUAACUUACAAAAAGAGUGAUUUAUGAUUCUAUUUAAAUUUUCAACAAUGGCAUGAUUCGAACAUGUGCAUUAAACUGAAAUCCAAUCAGUCAUUUUACAGGCGAAAUUGUUCCCUUCACCAAAUAGUGAAAGUAAAAAUAUUGGCAUUUCUUUUCUUUCUAGAAA
Messenger RNA from Trifolium pratense (red clover), 780 nucleotides. Its product is annotated as protein KRTCAP2 homolog. Bases 162 to 539 code for a protein of 125 amino acids. NCBI's taxonomy places the organism in Eukaryota, Viridiplantae, Streptophyta, Magnoliopsida, Fabales, Fabaceae. The record is from RefSeq and is a predicted model, not a curated record. The transcript is spliced from 5 exons.